Ostertagia ostertagi is the source of this 168-nucleotide messenger RNA. Lineage: Eukaryota; Metazoa; Nematoda; Chromadorea; Rhabditida; Trichostrongylidae. The record is from the annotation of a GenBank genome assembly.
AUGGUUCAAUACAAAUUGCUGUACAUACCAGGACGCGGUCUUGCUGAAAUUAUUCGUCAGUUGUUCGUCGUUGCCGGUAAAGACUUUGAAGAUAAGCGAAUAACUUUCGAGGAGUGGCCCAAGUACAAAGAAGAGUACGAGGAUGUUAGGUGGCACUGCAGUUUGUAG